Messenger RNA from Funneliformis geosporum, 1194 nucleotides. Lineage: Eukaryota; Fungi; Glomeromycota; Glomeromycetes; Glomerales; Glomeraceae. The record is from the annotation of a GenBank genome assembly.
AUGGAAGCAGGAGAAGAUAACAAUUUUGUUUCAUUUGACCCACCAUUAUGGAGACAAAGACGAGGAGUUGUCGUUGAAACUUUACAAAAUAGUGGAGUAACUUCGGUAUUUGAUUUUGGAUGUGGAGAGGGAGCACUUUUAUCUUUUCUCAUCCAACCUUUUGAAGAUUCACCAAUUACGCAACUUGCUGGUGUUGAUAUAAGUCACGAAACUCUUACAACAACUGUGAAAGAUUGUUCUCCUUGGGAUAUUGAUAAGCAAUUCUUGAGGCUUACUCCAUUAACUGUAGAUAUAUAUCAAGGAAGUAUCGAUGUGGCAGAUCAAAGAUUACUUGGAUACGAGGCACUUAUUUGUAUGGAAGUAAUAGAACAUGUUGAUCCGCCCGUGUUAAAUAAAUUCUUUGAUAUAGUAUUUGGUACUUAUAAACCUAAAAUUGUAAUAGUUUCGACACCUAAUGUAGAAUUCAAUAUUUAUUUUCCACAAUUAAAAUAUGGAACACCUGAGGCUACGUUAAGAAUCGAAGAUCAUCGUUUUGAAUGGACAAGGCGUGAAUUUCAAGAAUGGGCUAAUUGUGGAGCAGCAAAAUAUAAUUAUUCUGUAGAAUUUACAGGAGUUGGAACGAUAAAAGAUGGUGAUCCAACCGUAGGAACUGCCACUCAAAUCGCAAUUUUUCGAGAUUUAAAUCCAUCAUCUAAACCAUUGUUAACAUCAUUUGGAACGUAUAAUCACAUCAAGACAAUUGAAUUUCCUUUUUAUGAUGAACCAGAAAAAAGUACUGAAGAAAUCCUUUCAAAACUUCAUUAUUAUUUACAAUUCCUAUGCAAUAGAGUGUUAGAUAGUUAUACGAGUGAUGUUGAAGUUGUUAAAAGUUCACGGCAACAAAAAUAUGACUCAAAUCAUAUUAGAGUUCAAGAGAUUUGGGAUAUUCAUGAAAUGAGACAACUUUGCAAAACUAAAUAUAAAUUACUUGAUAUAUUGAGAUCAAGUUCAGACUUUACAUUGAUAAAUGAUAAUGAAGAAAUGAUUAAUUCGUAUUCUCAUCAUGAAGAACAACCAAAUUGGAUUACAACAUCCGAUGCGACAAAUGAAUGGCAAAUUUCUAUUAAUAAUGGAUGGGAUUGUGAAAACGGUGAAGAAGAUAGAGGUUGGGGUGAUGAUUAUAUCUCAAGUAGUAAUGGUGGUGUAAUGAAAUAA